Molecule: messenger RNA, 5748 nt
Organism: Manis pentadactyla (Chinese pangolin)
Lineage: Eukaryota; Metazoa; Chordata; Mammalia; Pholidota; Manidae
Gene: KDM4C
Product: lysine demethylase 4C
Exons: 19
Coding region: 629-3157 (842 amino acids)
Biological process (GO): chromatin remodeling
Cellular component (GO): nucleus
Molecular function (GO): histone H3K36 demethylase activity; histone H3K9 demethylase activity
Source: RefSeq, a predicted model, not a curated record
CGGCGCGUGGACUCCCAUUAGGUCCAGCCUGCGGGAGCCCAGCAGGCGCAUCUGCGCAAGGUUCUGUACACCUGUUCCUCACUUUUGCUCAGCUGUCUUCCCCCUGGGUGGAAGUGUGUAUGUCCGUCCCCAGGGAACAGGAUGCACGACAGCGGAUCUAGGUUUAGAGCUGCGCAGAAGAUCAAGCCCAAAGCAAGAAGAUGCUGGGCACCUUUUUAGCCGUUUGGAAGUUCACGUGACCUACUGAAGAGCCGGGCCCCAGUUGUCACGUGACGGCGCGCGCGCCCUCGCGCAAGGAAAACCGGCUGGCGCUGUGCGCGCGCGCUCGCCGCUGCUUCCCAUCCCCUCCACAGGAGGGUGAGGAGCGGCGAAGUGAGCAGGCAUCUGGGGCCGGGUGCGCGUGCGCAGCGAGCAGCUGUCACCCAGUGCGGAACAAGUCUUCCAAAUUUCCCAAAUCUCCCUGGGCCGGAGGCCACAGUCUUCCUCCUCGGGGUCGUGUCCUCGCCGCGCGCCAGGAAUCAUCACAUGAAAUUUGGACAUUUUACUGAGAACUCUCAGUCCACAACAUUCAAGCAGCUUUCAUUAGCUGGAGUAAUCUGGACCUGAGAUAGAGACUACCCCAGCCAUCAUGGAGGUGGCCGAGGUGGAGAGUCCUCUGAAUCCCAGCUGUAAGAUCAUGACCUUCAGACCCUCCAUGGAGGAGUUCCGGGAGUUCAACAAAUAUCUCGCAUACAUGGAGUCUAAAGGAGCCCAUCGAGCGGGUCUUGCCAAGGUGAUUCCUCCUAAGGAGUGGAAGCCAAGGCAAUGCUAUGAUGACAUUGAUAAUUUGCUUAUUCCAUCACCGAUUCAGCAGAUGGUCACAGGGCAGUCGGGACUGUUCACCCAAUACAACAUCCAGAAAAAAGCCAUGACAGUGAAGGAGUUCAGGCAGCUGGCCAACAGUGGCAAAUACUGUACUCCGAGAUACUUGGAUUAUGAAGAUUUGGAGCGCAAGUACUGGAAGAACUUAACUUUUGUGGCACCUAUCUAUGGUGCAGACAUUAAUGGGAGCAUAUACAAUGAGGAUGUGGAUGAAUGGAACAUAGCUCACCUGAAUACCGUCUUGGAUGUGGUUGAGGAAGAGUGCGGUAUUUCUAUUGAGGGCGUAAAUACUCCUUAUCUCUAUUUUGGCAUGUGGAAAACCACAUUUGCAUGGCACACCGAGGAUAUGGACCUCUACAGCAUUAAUUAUCUCCACUUUGGAGAGCCGAAGUCUUGGUAUGCAAUACCCCCGGAACAUGGGAAACGACUUGAAAGACUAGCUCAAGGUUUUUUCCCUAGCAGUUCUCAAGGUUGUGAUGCAUUUCUUCGCCACAAGAUGACACUCAUAUCUCCCUCAGUAUUGAAGAAGUAUGGUAUUCCCUUUGAUAAGAUCACCCAGGAGGCUGGAGAAUUUAUGAUCACUUUCCCAUAUGGCUACCAUGCUGGUUUUAAUCAUGGUUUCAACUGUGCAGAAUCUACAAAUUUUGCUACAGUUAGAUGGAUUGACUAUGGAAAAGUUGCUAAAUUGUGCACCUGCAGGAAAGACAUGGUGAAAAUUUCAAUGGAUAUCUUUGUGAGGAAAUUUCAACCAGAUAGAUACCAGCUUUGGAAGCAAGGAAAGGAUAUAUACACUAUUGAUCACACAAAGCCUACUCCGGAAUCUACCCCUGAAGUAAAAGCAUGGCUGCAGAGGAGAAGGAAAGUAAGAAAAGCAUCCAGGAGCUCCCAGUGUACAAGUUCUCACUCAAAGAGGCCUAAGAGUGAGGAGGAUGAGGAAGUCUCAGCUGCAGUCAGUGGGGCAGAGGGCCCCACUCCCGACCCAGACCAGGACGACCUCAAGGUCAGGAACAAGCCGGAAGGAGCCUCGAAGCUGGGGAACACAGAAGCACCUUCUGAAGAAGAGGCCUCUGCUAGCAGGAUGCAGCUGGCUCAGAAUUCACCCGGUAAUACCCGACUGUCAGGAAAUAGCUGCAUAAGCACAUCUCUAACAGAGGAAAUAAAAACUGAGGAUGACCGAGCCUAUGCUGUAAUCCCACCUUUGAAUCCCAGUGAGGCUGAUGAUUCCAUAUCUAGUGGCCAUGUGAAGUUUGAGGAAUCAGAGCCACCCAAGCUUCCUUGGCCAAAGUCACCUGAGUCAUGGUCCUCGGUGGCAGAGAGUAACAGUGUGUUGACAGAGGCAGAAGAGAGUGAUGUGGAGAGCCGCGGGAGUGGCCUUGAACAUGGUGAAGUCCCAGCAGUCCCCACUGGAGAGAGAAAUGGCUUCAAAGUCCCCAGUAGAAUAGAGGGAGAAACCAAAACUGCUAAAAGUUGGCGCCACCCACUUAGUAAGCCUCCAGCAAGAUCUCCAAUGACUCUGGUGAAGCAACAGGCAGCAAGUGAUGAAGAGUUGCCUGAGGUUGCAUUGAUUGAGGAAGAAGUAGAAGAAACAGAGUCUUGGGCGAAGCCUCUGGUCCACCUCUGGCAGACAAAGUCCCCAAAUUUUGUGGCUGAGCAAGAGUAUAAUGCAGCCAUGGCCACAAUGGAGCCACAUUGUGCCAUCUGUGCUCUCCUCAUGCCGUACUACAAGCCAGAUAGCAGCAAUGAAGAAAAUGAUUCUAGAUGGGAGACAAAAUUAGAGGAAGUGGUUACUCCAGGAGGAAAGACUAAGCCCCUCAUUCCAGAGAUGUGUUUUAUUUAUAGUGAAGAAAAUAUAGAAUAUUCUCCACCUAGUGUCUUCCUGGAAGAGGAUGGAACAAGUCUUCUGAUUUCCUGUGCAAAGUGUUGUGUACGGGUUCAUGCAAGUUGUUAUGGUGUCCCUUCUCAUGAGAUCUGUGAUGAAUGGCUAUGUGUCCGGUGCAAAAAAAAUGCAUGGACAGCAGAGUGCUGUCUCUGCAAUUUGAGAGGGGGUGCUCUUAAGGAAACUAAGAACAAUAAGUGGGCCCAUGUCAUGUGUGCCGUUGCGGUCCCAGAAGUUCGAUUCACUAAUGUCCCGGAAAGGACACAGAUAGAUGUAGACAGAAUACCUUUACAGAGGUUAAAAUUGGUUCAACUUGCAGCUUUGGAGAUACUCCUCUGUACAAUUAUUUGUGUAGGAAGAUUUUCUACAGGAUGGAAGAAAAGAAAUUUGUUUACUUUAGCAGAUAUUUUCCUCUUUUAGUGACCAUUUAAAAAAAGAGACAGCAAAUGAAAAACAACCCUUUCAAUGCUCUUCGGUGGAUUAUGUUGAUUCUAAAAGAGCGUGUGCUUUAUAAAGAAUGCUUAUCUCAUCCAGCCACCUUGUUUGGUAAUAUCACAGGUGUGGCCAUCUUCUCAUAUAAUUAAAUGGACAACAAGGAUGAAACUAGAGUUAUUUUCAAGACAUUGUGCUUUAUUUAUGUGGCUGGUAAUUUUAAAUACUUGAAAUAAAAUUCAUUAAUUUAAAAAAAAACUGAACUAAGUUUUAGUACAAAAAUGUAUUUUGCUAUUGUGGUCUUUAUAUAAUUAGUUCAUUCUUUUCUCUUCUUUGAAAUAUUUAGUUUUUGUGUAAUUAUCUCAAGGUUUACUAAAGUAACUAUUACGUCAUCAAAAAAAUACUACAGGUUGCUAUCCAACAAACACCAGGUAAUUAAGCAGAGUGAUCUCCUUACAGGAAAUAAAUGGUUGAAACUUACCUGAAUAGGCUAUAUUGAAAGUCAUAUCCAGAAGGGAGAUUCAUUUUCUUGGUCAGCUUAAGCAUUCUUCUGAUCAUUAAUGCAAAUUCUAUUACUUAGUAUUUUUCUUACCUACUCAUUUAAAAUGAAUUAUUUUGCUUCUGAGUGACUUUUCAAUGAGGGAAAAGUUAUCCUUUGGCAAAUCCUGUCAUUCCCAACCCCUGCCCCCUGUCCUCUAGUACCUUCUCCACUCAUCUAGGCAACAUCAGAGCUUUGGCACCUGGUAGGAAAAAGAAUGGGGAUGCUGAGAACAUUUCCAACUCCCCACUUGAAUGGUGUGCUCAGGGAUAGCCAGUCUGGGGGUUUGAAGUCAUAGAUAAUUGGUAUGCCUGAAGAUAAAUAAAAAACAAUUGCCCCAAUUUGGUGUAGAUUUUAGAAUUUACUGUCAUUUUCUUUUCUUACUUCCUUUUGUCUUAUUUUCUCUACUAACACGGUUGUUUGGCUGGGUCGUAACGGAAUCUCUGGAAGAGGACCUAAAUUGUGCAAAGAUGAGAACACAGAAAAAGGAAGUAGAAAAAUUUAAAACACACAUGAUAUUAGAAUGUCUUUUUUUGGUGUUCACAGUAGAAAAAUAUUACCAGUACAAACUAUCAGGAACAAAGCUCAAGGACAGGAAUUUAGAGAGGAUGAUGUAUUUUUAGUGUGAUCACAUGGAAGAAGCAGUAUCAUCUGCUGGAUGAUCUUCAGUAUCAGUGUUGUCUUUUGGAAUCAGAUCAACAAAAUAUUUUUAGAUUUGAUUAUAAAAUUUAAGGGAAGAAGGGGUUUUAUACCCAUCUAUUCAUAAUAUUCUGGAUGAGUGAGAGGAAGCUCCACAGAUUCCUAGAGAAAAUAAAUACUUGGUACAAAUGAAAAAAAAAAAUUUAAGGGAAGAACAUUUAAAAAACCUAGCAAAAAGGGUAAAAAAGUAUGAAAUUCUGACAUUUGUUACAUGCUUACUGUAGAUGUCUAUUACACACACUGAUCACUUCUCAAAGAUUAAACUAAUUAAAAGAUCCAUGGAGUUUAUAUAAAUAAAACAGCAGGCAAGUUUGUGGAUUCUAAGGCAUCUUGGAAAACUGCAGCAGACCCUAAAUGCAACCAUUAGUUUUAAACAUUCUUCCUAUUUGGAGGGAAAAUUCUGAAAUAGAAAUGUUGUUAAGACUAUGUGAAUUUUUCCUGGGAAAGGGAAACAAAAACAAAAAUGAACAAGUGGGACUAUAUCAAACUAAAAAGCUUCUGUACAGCAAAGGAUACCAUCAAUAGAACAAAAAGGCAUCCUACAGUAUGGAGAAUAUAUUCAUAAAUGACAUCUCCAAUAAGAGUUUGACAUCUAAAAUAUAUAAAGAACUCACAUGACUCAACACCCAAAAAGCAAAUAAUCCAAUUAAAAAAUGGGCAGAGGAUCUGAACAGACACUACUCCAAAGAAGAAACUCAGAUGGCCAACAGGCACACGAAAAGAUGCUCCACAUCACUAAUCAUCAGAUAAAUGCAAAUUGAAACCACAAUGAGAUAUCACCUCACACCAGUUAGGAUGGCGAACAUCCAAAAGACAAACAACAACAAAUGCUGGUGAGGAUGUGGAGAAAGGAGAACCCUCCUACACUGAUGGUGGGAAUGUAAAUUAGUUGACCUAUUGUGGAAAGCAGUAUUGAGGGUCCUCAAAAAAUUCAAAAUAGAAAUACCAUUUGACCCAGGAAUUCCACUCCUAGGAAUUUACCCUAAGAAUGCAGGAUCCCAGAUUCAAAAAGACAUAUGCACCCCUAUGUUUAUCAGAGCACUAUUAUGUACAAUGGCCAAGAAAUGGAAGCAACCUAAGUGUCCAUCAGUAGAUGAAUGGAUAAAGAAGAGGUGGUACAUGUACACAAUGGAAUACUAUUCAGCCAUAAGAAGAAAACAAAUCCUACCAUUUGCAACAACAUAGGUGGAGCUAGAGUGUAUUAUGCUCAGUGAAAUAAGCCAGGUGGAGAAAUACAGGUAUCAAAUGAUUUCACUUAUCUGUGGAGUGUAAGAACAAAGCAAAAACUGAAGGAACAAAACAGCAGCAGAAUCACAGAACCCAAGAAUGGACUAACAGUUAC